Messenger RNA from Phycomyces blakesleeanus NRRL 1555(-), 1242 nucleotides. RefSeq lists its product as hypothetical. NCBI's taxonomy places the organism in Eukaryota, Fungi, Mucoromycota, Mucoromycetes, Mucorales, Phycomycetaceae. The coding region runs from base 1 to 1242 and encodes 413 amino acids. The transcript is spliced from 5 exons. The record is from RefSeq and is a predicted model, not a curated record.
AUGAUUAGUGGCAAGCAUAGCUCAUUUACCACCAAUUUACUCUGCUUUAGUGUAGUGUGUCCAGCCAUCGAAUUCCAUGCAAAUUAUGCUAACAGUCCCUCUGAGAAUAACCCUGUGCAUGUGAAUAUUGCACAUAACAUCAUGCCUAACAACAACACUGGUCUAGCAUUGGUUAUGUAUACAUCUAUCAUGAGACUGGCAGGUAGACAUGUUGAUGGUAAUAAUACUGCUUUCAGAUACAAUGUUACAUCAGGUGUUGAAGCUGUCACUGGUCUUUUAUCAUUGAUAGAAGAAGCUUAUGUGCCUGGAAAGAGACACACAGCAAUCUUACCAGAAUGGGUUCUUAUGAGCUACUUUACAGGUGGCUAUAACCAUGGUCUUGCACUGACUCUAACUGCAUAUUUGCAGAGCAAACCCCAAUCUGCUAGCAUACUUACAAGUGAUCUUGCACAUAUAGUAAAAAACUAUUUUUGCAACCAGGUCUGUAAGUUCUGCAGAACGACUUCAUUUGCAAAUAGAAAAAGAACAGCAUUAAGAAGAUAUCAGUGUGGUUUGUUAGACAUGACUCUUCCUACUAAUUCUCCAAACGGGACUAUUAAAGUCCCAACCAACUUUCAACAAGCAAAAAAAUCAUGGGUACAUGCAGUACUAGGAGGAUCCACCAAGAUCUCCAGUCUCAUCGCAGAUUCUACACAAUGUACACUCAACACCCCAGCCAAUAAUGAACCUGGAAACCUCACUUCAAGCACUAAACUUCCUCCUCCAGUGGACCACUUCUCCUCACAAGUAAUGUGGCUAUUCCUGAAAGGCACCACCAACCAUUCAGUUGUCAUCAACAUCACCACAUUUGCAGUUGCACAAAAGCCUUUGUUUCUCUCUAAUUUACAGACUUUUUUCAAUGGCAAUGAACAUUUGUGGGCUGUUACCAAUCAAAUUUGCCGAAAAUACAAUUGUCUGUAUGCAGAAAUUGUAGUCUCUCCCCUGUACUACAGCCAAUUCAAGAAUGAUGCUGUUCUCAUUCUUCCAUCCUUUGACGUGCCAUUUGCGGUCUAUCCCACCCUACCUCCAUCUGCCAAGAUCUUGAAAAUCUCUCUUUCUGAACUGCCUUACCAGUAUAGCUGUCAAGAUGGCGAACUGGCUCAGCUCCAUGCUGAUAUGACCAACAACUUCAGCCAAUUUGACGCGAUUGUUGACUGUGGCUAUGUCACUGGUAGCAGUGGCCUGUACGCCAGUGGUGGCUAA